UUUCGGAAAUCCAGAGGUAGCGCCUGCCUUCUGAGCUUUACAUAAGACUGGGAGGCUCAGUAACGACGUUUCACUGAAGAACAGAUUCGCAUUCUUGACAUAUGCUUUUUACCUGAUAGAGAACAAGAGAACCUAGUGUGGAUGCCAGCAAUGGCCUUUAUAAAGGUACAGCCCAAGCGAAUAGCCCUGUUCUUCAGAAGAGGCCGCUGUAUCUCUCAUGUGAAUAACUCUGUUAAAACACAAGUGUAUAACUGUAACUCCACUGCAGCGGAGCCUCUCUGGCUAGCAGGCCCAUCCCUAGAUAAGAAACCUCAGUUUUUAAUGAACAAACUCCACCCAAGGUGCCGGCCAUACUUAAAGUCACCAGUAUCCUGUAGUUGUAUCAGCAUUCAUGCAUAUUCAGCAAAUCAACCUUCUGAGAGGGUCAAGAACAGCCAGCCCAACAUCCUUGAAUCAAAAGCAUCACCAGCAGUCUUGGAGGGCCAGACACUUGCCAUGGGCAUGUGGUCCCUGGGCCUUGGAGCUGUGGGAGCUGCCAUAGCAGGCAUAAUUCUUGCCAACACAGACCUUUUCCUGACCAAGCCUGAACCUGCCACUGUAGAGUACCUGGAGGAUGCUGACCUCAAAACUACCUUUGGAGAUGACAAGACAUUUAAAGCUCAAACCCUGUGGGAGAAGUCGGGUGCAGUGAUCAUGGUUGUACGGAGGCCUGGAUGAUUUUUGUGCAGAGAGGAGGCUGCUGAGCUGUCCUCUCUGAAGCCCCAGCUGGACCAGCUUGGGGUCCCUCUGUAUGCUGUUGUCAAAGAAGACAUUGGUACAGAGAUUCAAGACUUCAGACCCCAUUUUGCUGGGGAUGUUUUUCUUGAUGAAAAGCGAGCUUUCUAUGGACCACCCCAGAGGAAAAUGGGUGGUCUUGGCUUCAUUCGUCUAGGAGUUUGGCAGAACUUCUUUAGAGCUUGGAAGUCAGGUUACCAGGGAAACAUGAAUGGAGAGGGCUUCAUCCUGGGUGGGGUAUUUGUCAUAGGAUCUGGCAAGCAGGGGGUCCUUCUUGAGCACCGGGAGAAGGAGUUUGGUGACAAAGUCAGCACUGAGUCCGUUUUGGAGGCAGCUAAGAAAAUAGUGGUAGAGAAAUAGUUUUUUUUUUUUUUUUUUUUUUUUUUUUUUUUUUUUUUUUUAUAAUUUUUGAUGUGGAAAAUGUUGUCAAGGUAAAUUAAAACAGUAACAAACAUUUGUCAUUUUAAGUUUUCCCAGAAAUGAAAGCUUAAGCUACUAACAAACAGAUUAACUAUUUACACAUCACACCUCAGUUUCUACAUUGAUGCUGUGAAUGUAAAGGAAAGCUCAGGUUCUUGUAAACUUAGUUGGUACUACAGAAUAAUGUUAGGGACUAAAGCACAAAGUGUUGCAGAAAUGAACUUCCAUUCAGGUGCUUAGUAAUUCUUGCUGUUUGCCUCACUAAUUUGUUUUGGCACUUUAGAAAUGGCUUUGCUGUGGUUCUUCACUCAGUUAUGUUGUUGGCUGUCUGUUGCUGGGCUGGUGACUUGGUUUGUGUGUUUUAAUGACAAUCUGUCUCAAAACUCUUUAGUGAGAGAGCAGAUUUGAAGCUUGACAUUCUUUCCUUCUCACCAGUGUUUAGUCAGGAGACAGCCAGUGGUUCUGAAUCAGGUGGAGUAUGCCAUUUGCAAUAAACAAAACAGCAGACAUAAAA
Messenger RNA from Pygocentrus nattereri (red-bellied piranha), 1708 nucleotides. It is a transcript of the gene selenou1a, whose product is annotated as selenoprotein U 1a. The transcript is spliced from 7 exons. The record is from RefSeq and is a predicted model, not a curated record. Lineage: Eukaryota; Metazoa; Chordata; Actinopteri; Characiformes; Serrasalmidae.